Messenger RNA from Bacillus rossius redtenbacheri, 3505 nucleotides. RefSeq names its product tectonic-like complex member MKS1. Lineage: Eukaryota; Metazoa; Arthropoda; Insecta; Phasmatodea; Bacillidae. The transcript has 8 exons. The record is from RefSeq and is a predicted model, not a curated record. Gene Ontology annotation, biological process: cilium assembly. Gene Ontology annotation, cellular component: MKS complex. Bases 329 to 1972 code for a protein of 547 amino acids.
AUCAACAAUACAGUCAUUCGUUGACAGUAGACAAUCGGUUUUAGAGCUAAACACACUUUUCAGCAACUACCGUGCAACCGUACACUUUCGCGUUUGUAAACGUGUUUACUUAAACAUGUUCACCUGAAGUAGUUCAGGGUCCCGUGUAACCGCGCCCUAAUAGAUAUUAUCUAUAUCUACAUGCAUAGAACUUAAAACAAAAUAGUAGGUGUUGUGUUCAUUGGUUCAGUACUUUAUUUACUCUAUGAUUGGUUCAUUGGUUGUCCGAUGUUAAAAAACUUGUAAACAUGGAUGGUUAAAUUUGCUUAUAUUAAAUGCUGUAUUGUAAAUGAAAAAAAAAAAAAAAAUUCUCGCAAAAGUAUGUUUUGUUAAUGUAAAAGUUGUAAGUAUGCAUAACAAAUCAAGCAAUUUUGUUUCUGGCAUAUAUCGUUCGAAAGACUUGAUUAAAAAUUUGAAAAUCAGGGUACGGCUGGAGAAGGAGAAACUGUCACUGGUGGCCGUUCAUCGCGAGGCGUCUGACGAAGAUGGACGCGUCGGGGUCGAGGAGAGGGAGUUCUCUUGGCAGGAAAAGGUUUUCAGCCCGUCCGAGGUGUCGUACUACAAGUUUGCCGGGAACUGCCACUCCCCGUUGGAGGAGAAGUACCACGAGGACGUGGCCCGCCUGUGGGAGGCUGGGAUGCCCACGAACAGGCUGUUCACCUACACGGAUGUGGACAAGUACACGGGCGAUGAGGAGAUGCAUGGUCGAGUGGUGGCGCAUGCACGACCAUCGUCCUCCCCGGACGAUGCCCUGAAGCAGUCCGCCGUGCGGGGUCGCAGGCGGCAGGGGCGAGAGCUGCACCAGAGGCACAACAUACUCGACUACUUCCCGAGCGACGACGCGCUGAGGAGGAACCACACGCUGCAGAACGCUUGCCAGACGUUCCGCAUCUUGGCAGACUUGAGCUCUGCCGACAUCACAGAAGAAGUGGACUGGGUGGGGAGGUCGGAGUACGUUUUGUGCACGAUACGUUGGGACAGCGUAAACGGUGUCCUUCAGGUCACACCGGACUUCUCCCCGGAUCCUUACCUUGUGGAAGUGGACGAAGACUGCAGGAGUUUGUACAGCUACUGGGUCACCCAUGCAUCCAGUGACAUCUCGCAGGAAGAGCGCGACUGUGAAAGAGAGCUUAUGGACAAGCUUACUGAGCAUCAUUUGAGUAUUCGUCAGCUCCAGAUUGGCUCAGAUUUUGACGUACCGGAUGAUGGGGUUCUGACUGUAUUUGUCAUGGGGGAAAUAAUGUGUGCUGAGAAUUUUGAAGCUGAUCAGUUAUUCAUUCACUUCCUUGUGGAACUUCCAAAAGGUUGGAGCUGUGAUGACCCGGAACAUCUCUCGGGCAUAACCCAGGCGUGCCAAACUGACAGAGCAGAUGUGGCCAAUUUUGGACACACAUUUCAGAUGAAACUGAACCACAGUCUUGACCGUCUUCAAAUUGAACCAGACGCGCUGCCGGGGGGACCGCAGGUGUUCCUGGAGGUGGUGUCCCGCGACGGCUGGGGGCGCUGCAGGAGCGAGGGUUACGGCAGCGCGAGGCUCCCUGCCGCCCCGGGGCGCCACGAGCUGUCCACGCCCACGUGGAGGCCUCGGCCCGCCGGCGUCGGGCCCCGGCUCCGGCGGUUCUUCCUGGGCGGCGCGCCCGAGCUGCUGAGCCUCGCGCACAGCGGCGUGCCGUGCGACCCCCAGGGUCCUGUGGUGAGCAAGUAUGGCCUGCCGACCGUCACCAGCGGCAGCGUGCUGCUACGCCUGGACAUUGUUCACCAGUCUCGUGCGCUGGCCGGCGAGGGGGCGGGCCCCCGGGAGAAGGACGUCGUGGCCCUCGCGGAGAGGCCGAGCGCGGCGACGCUGGUCGGAAGCGUCAACGGCGCGCUGCUGGCAUUCCGCCGGGCGCGCGAGCGCAUGCUGCAAGCCAGGGACGCAGCUCAGGCCACCUGAGAACUCUGUCAGUGGGUGGCUGGCCUUGUAUCAUGCCUCCCUGAAUCUACCAGUUACAAACGAGGGGGGUUGGAACGAAAGAGAAGUCAAGUCAUGUUUUUUUUACUUAACUGAGACGAAUGCUGAUUCAUCCGUUUAAAUAUUAAUUUUAUUUUAUUAUUUUGAAACUGAUAUAUAUAUAUAUAUAUAUAUAUAUAUAUAUAUAUAUAUAUAUAUAUAUAUAUAUAUACACACACACACACACACACACACACACACACACAGAUACACACACAUACACACUUUUAUACAUACACUUUUAUCCUCAAAAAUACCAAUAAAAUCAUACAUUGAAAUUUUUAUGGUGAUAAUUAAAAAAAAAAAAGACACGUAUUUUACUUACUUCACGUUAAUUCUAACAUUAUCUGUAGAUUGCAUCAAAACUAAGAGUAUGCGCAGGUUCAGAAAAUCAAAGAUGAGUCCAAAACUAAGUUUAUUUGACUUGCAAAAACUUACAAGAUUUUUAAAGUUUGUUUAGAGGAAAAUACAGCAAACCCAGAAUUUAACUAGGAUGUUUGGAGCUAUAAAGAACCUAAACACUAUAAGCUAACUGCAUUUGCACUUGGAAAAAAAUUUACAUAAUUAAAAAUAUAUAUUAGAAACAUCAGUAUACUGAUAAAGCUUAAUAGGUGUCUGUAAAACAACCUACAACGUGAAUUGGACUGUUGAAUUAUUUCAGGCCUACUCAGUCCAGUUUUUUUUAUGAAAUAAAGAUUUUAUAAGAGAUGUUUUUAUCAUCAUGUUAUUAAUUAUUAUAUUUAAUAUCCUCUCUUGUCAUCUUUGAUUUGGCUGACAAAAAAUAAGGGCAGCCUCUCAUCGCAAGAAAGAAAAAAGAAAACAUUGCUGCUUUUUGCUCGUGCAUACAUAUGCAUUAGUAAAAAAAAGAAAGGAAUGAGCUAAGUUUCUUCUGUUUUUUUUUAUCACAUACAGAAAUUUUUUAUGUUUCUUCAACUCAGAAUAGAAACAGACCUCUUAGAUCUAGAGCACUAUUAACAAAGUGGAAUACUUGCAAAGCAAUUACAACUAUUUUAGUUAUCUUUUAAGAUUUGCUUGAAAAAAAAAAUUAAAAAAAAGUUUUAAUUCAGAAUAUACAUAAUGUUAUGACACGGCUAGCUGCGAGGCUAGCCAGCCAGCUCACGCGUGAUUGGCUAGCCAUGGCAGUGAUUGGCUGACUUAUUCUAGACUAAAACUGGGUACAGGUAAAAACUGCAGACACACAGGAUAAACCCUGGGCACUUACAUGCGGGAUGCAAAAUUUCAUGCAUUAGUAUCAAGCAGGUUGGUUAUGGGAAACAGAAGGAUGGUUCUGGAAGAAGAGUUGGACAGAGUAGAAAAGAGUCUUACCAUGCGGGUGGUUAGGGGCUUGGACAUUACUGUCCACAUUGAUUUUGGGUGACACUGGUUGUUUCGGGGGUGAUGUUUUGUCGUUUCCCGCCAGGCUGCCAGCCAGCCCAAGGGUAUGUGUAUAUGAAUUAAUAAAUUAAUCAAAAAAUA